AUGAUCUCAUCUAGACGGCCUGUCAUUGUCGUCGUCUUUGUCUUUAUAUUCCUCGUCCUUUUCCAGACGCGUAUCUUUCUUGCGACUCCUAUUAAUGCCAAUGGCCCGCUUACAGGAGGCAUAUCUGGUAUACCAGCACCACCAAGCAACCUACCACCAGACAACCUAUCCAAAGUCGUUGUCAUAGCAAGUACAAAGGACGAAGACACAAGCUGGCUGGAGAAAGACGUUCCAGAUGUCAAGAGUGUGAUAUACAAAGUCGAUGACCCAACUGCAGAAUUUACAGUUCCCAUGAACAAGGGCCACGAGGGUAUGGUCUAUCUGACAUACCUGAUCGACAACUAUGACAAUCUACCGGAUGUCAUGGCAUUCAUGCAUGCACACAAGAUUGCAUGGCAUAACAAUGAUCUCUUCGCUUCCGACGCAGCUCAAAUGCUCCGUGCUCUCAGUGCACCACACGUAAAGCGUCAGGGUUACUUCAACAUGCGCUGUCAUUGGGAUCCAGGUUGUCCUGACUGGAUGCAUCCCUAUGACCCAUCGAAUCGUACAGACAUCUCGAAGCCCGAAGAACGCGAACUUGCACUAGCUUUCAAGCAAAUAUUCCCAAACAGAGACGUUCCUGAGACUAUAGCGACACCAUGCUGUGCACAGUUCGCUCUGUCCAAGGAGGCUGUCUUGAAGGUUCCCAUCGAGAGGCUCGAAGCUUACCGACAAUGGAUCAUCAAUACACCACUUCACGAUCUGGUGUCUGGGAGAGUUUGGGAAUAUCUCUGGCACUACAUAUUCACGGAAUACACUCCCGUAGUGUGUCAGGCCAUGGACAAAUGUUACUGUGACGGCUACGGCGUGUGCUUUGGUGGUGAUGAAGCAUAUAAGAAUUUCACCGAUCGUUGGAAUGAUAUGCGGCUGAUGCAGAUAUCUCUGAGCUCCUGGACCAAAGAGUUUGAAGAAUCGAAAGAUGAGAUGAGCAAACCGGCAAUCGGAGUAAAGGACCAGCUUGAAAGAAAGAUCAAGGAGGCCUCCAGAGUUGUAUGGGCACAAGUUGCCGAAGCGAAGACCAGAGGUCAAGACCCACAAGCCAGAGCUUUAGACUCCGGUCGGAAGUGGAAACCGGGAGAUGGCUACUGA
Molecule: messenger RNA, 1128 nt
Organism: Pseudovirgaria hyperparasitica
Lineage: Eukaryota; Fungi; Ascomycota; Dothideomycetes; Acrospermales; Acrospermaceae
Exons: 2
Coding region: 1-1128 (375 amino acids)
Source: RefSeq, a predicted model, not a curated record